CUUUUAUCUUCCCCCCCCCCCUUUUUAACAGAAAAUUUUUUUUUCUUCUUCUUGUUCUUCUUGCUCUUCUUUUUUAUUUUUAUACUUUCUUGUUUAUAAAAAAAAAAUGUCAUCGUCGUCUUUAGCUGUUGAACCUGUAGCGUCUUCACUUCAAACUUCAUUGGAAGGAUAUGUAGGUUUUGAUACAAUUACACAACAAAUCGAGAAAAAGUUAUUGAAGCGGGGAUUUCACUUUAAUGUGAUGGUUGUUGGUCAAUCAGGGUUGGGUAAAUCCACUUUGGUCAAUACCAUUUUUGCUUCUCAUUUGAUUGAAAGUAAAGCUCGUCUCUCUGCUGAUGAACCACCUAGACAAACCACCGAAAUCCAAACUGUAUCUCACUUGAUUGAGGAGAACGGAGUACGUCUUAGACUGAAUAUUGUUGAUACCCCUGGAUACGGAGAUCAAGUCAAUAACGAAAACUGUUGGGAACCCAUUAUCAAAUACAUUAAAGAUCAGCAUUCUGCUUAUUUGCGUAAGGAAUUAACUGCUACCCGUGACCGUUAUAUUCAAGAUACAAGAGUCCAUUGUUGUUUGUUCUUUAUCGGCCCCACUGGCCAUGCAUUGAAGCCUAUUGAUAUUGUUGUUCUUAAGAAGCUUUCAGAGGUAGUCAAUGUUGUACCUGUGAUUGCCAAGUCUGAUUCCUUGACCAUUGAUGAGAGACAAGCUUUUAAACAAAGAAUCAAGGCAGAAUUAGUUUUCCAUAAUAUUAAAUUAUAUCCUUAUGAAAGUGAUGAGGAUGAUGAACAAGAACAAGCUUUAAAUGAGAGUAUUCGAGAAUUACUCCCUUUUGCUAUUGUUGGUUCUGAGCGCAACGUUGUGAUUGAUGGUAGACCCGUGCGAGGUCGAAAGAACCGAUAUGGUGUGAUUAAUGUUGAGAACGAAGAGCAUUGUGAGUUUAUUUAUUUACGCAAUUUCUUGACUCGUACCCAUCUUCAAGAUUUGAUUGAAACGACGGCACAAAUUCACUAUGAGGCCUUCCGUGCUAAACAACUUUUGGCUAUCAAGGAGUCUACCCAACCUGCUAGCAGUCAGGCUUCCAUGCAUCCUGCCAUGUCCAAUAGUCCUAAUAGUAUGGCAAGUAACGCACUUAGUCCUGGUGGCGUUAGCUCUACCAUGGGAAGUCCUGCUCAAUCUGCAAAGUCUGUACCUGCUUUUGG
Molecule: messenger RNA, 1197 nt
Organism: Mucor mucedo
Lineage: Eukaryota; Fungi; Mucoromycota; Mucoromycetes; Mucorales; Mucoraceae
Product: Septin-domain-containing protein
Exons: 7
Biological process (GO): cytoskeleton-dependent cytokinesis
Cellular component (GO): microtubule cytoskeleton; cell division site; septin ring
Molecular function (GO): GTPase activity; GTP binding; molecular adaptor activity
Source: RefSeq, a predicted model, not a curated record